CCUCCCCGCGCGGAGCUCGUGCGCUCGGCGCCGCCUUUAUAGCGGCGGCGGGGUCCGCGCUCUCCGCACUCGGGCGCAGCCGGGCGGAGCCGACUCAGGCCCUCGCAGCCCCUCGACCAUGUCGGCAGCCUGGAUCCCGGUCCUCGGCCUCGGUGUCUGUCUGCUGCUGCUGCUGCCGGAGCCUGCGGGCAGCGACGGAGCCGUUCCCAUUGCUAUCACAUGCUUUACCCGAGGACUGGACAUCAGGAAAGAGAAAGCAGAUGUCCUUUGCCCAGGAGGCUGCUCUCUUGAGGAAUUCUCUGUGUUUGGGAACAUAGUGUAUGCGUCUGUAUCAAGCAUAUGUGGUGCAGCUGUCCACAGGGGAGUAAUCAGCAACUCAGGGGGACCUGUGCGAAUAUACAGCCUACCAGGUCGAGAAAACUAUUCCUCAGUAGUUGCCAAUGGCAUUCAGUCUCAGACACUUUCCAGAUGGUCUGCUUCUUUCACAGUGACAAAAGGAAAAAGUGGUACCCAGGAAGCCACAGGACAAGCCGUGUCCACAGCACGUCCACCAACAGGUAAACGACUGAAGAAAACACCUGAGAAGAAAACUGGCAAUAAAGACUGUAAAGCAGACAUUGCAUUUCUGAUUGAUGGAAGUUUCAAUAUUGGGCAGCGCCGAUUUAAUCUACAGAAGAAUUUUGUUGGCAAAGUGGCUCUAAUGUUGGGAAUUGGAACAGAAGGACCACAUGUGGGCCUUGUUCAAGCCAGUGAACAUCCCAAAAUAGAAUUUUACUUGAAAAACUUUACAUCACCCAAAGAUGUUUUGUUUGCCAUAAAGGAAGUGGGUUUCAGAGGGGGUAAUUCCAAUACAGGAAAAGCCUUGAAGCAUACUGCCCAGAAAUUCUUCACAGCCAACACUGGAGUAAGAAGAGGGAUCCCCAAAGUGGUGGUGGUAUUUAUUGAUGGCUGGCCUUCUGAUGACAUUGAGGAAGCAGGCAUUGUGGCCAGAGAAUUUGGUGUCAAUGUAUUUAUAGUUUCUGUGGCCAAGCCUAUCCCUGAGGAGCUGGGGAUGGUUCAGGAUGUUGCGUUUAUUGACAAGGCUGUCUGUCGGAAUAAUGGCUUCUUCUCUUACCACAUGCCUAAUUGGUUUGGCACCACAAAAUAUGUAAAGCCUCUGGUACAGAAACUCUGCAGUCAUGAGCAAAUGAUGUGCAGCAAGACCUGUUACAACUCAGUGAACAUUGCCUUUCUAAUUGAUGGCUCUAGCAGUGUUGGAGACAGUAAUUUUCACCUCAUGCUUGAAUUUGUUUCCAACAUAGCCAAGACUUUUGAAAUCUCAGACAUUGGUGCCAAGAUAGCUGCUGUACAGUUCACCUAUGAUCAGCGCACAGAAUUCAGUUUCACUGAUUAUAGCACCAAAGAGAAUGUCCUAGCUGUUAUCAGAAACAUUCGCUACAUGAGUGGUGGAACAGCUACAGGUGAUGCCAUCUCCUUCACGGUUAGAAAUGUGUUUGGUCCCGUGAGGGAUAGCCCCAACAAGAACUUCCUGGUAAUUGUCACAGAUGGACAGUCCUAUGAUGAUGUUCGAGGUCCUGCUGCUGCUGCACAUGAUGCAGGUAUCACCAUCUUCUCUGUUGGUGUGGCUUGGGCACCUUUGGAUGACCUGAAAGAUAUGGCCUCUAAACCAAAGGAGUCACAUGCUUUCUUCACAAGGGAAUUCACAGGAUUAGAACCAAUUGUUUCCGAUGUCAUCAGAGGCAUUUGUAGAGAUUUCUUGGAAUCCCAGCAAUAAUGGUGACAAUUUGGCAACUGAAAGAAAAAGUGCAAGAAGAUAGAAAAUGUCAUUUUCUCAUAAUACCAAAAUACUAUAUAGCAUACUAGGAUCAGAUGCAAAACUCUUAUAUUAAAAAUGCCAACAGCUAUUUUAAGCAAAUAAGCAUUCAUUUAAAGCUACAACCUUCUGACAAUUUAGAAUUGUUAAACACUCUGCCAAGGCUUCAUAAUCAUGACCCUUAGAAACUCAGGAAAGAGGAGAUAUCAUGCAUCUAAAUCUUAAUAAUUCUAAAAUGCAAAUUAAAUGUAGAGAUGCAAAAUCCAUAGUUCAAUAAGACUAUGAUGCUCAGAACAAAAGCAACAUUCCUUCUCUAAUCAUUCUGUAUUAAAUAGGGAAAAUUAAAUAGUUCUUUAAUUCAGUUUAAAUGUUAAAUAUUUUGCCCCAAUAGAUGUCUUAAAACAUUGUUACUUAAUAUAUUAAAAAAGUUAUAAUUAUGAAAUGGAAGGGAAUUAAGUAUCAUUUCCUUUGUAGUGUAUUUUCAUAAUAGCAUAACUGAUAUAUCACACUGAACAAGAUAACAGGAAUGCUUGGUAUUUUUCUAUUUAUAACCUUAAUUUUAUAUGUGUAUAGAUAUAUUUGGCUUAUACUCUAAAAGUCAUCCAUGUGCUGAAAAGAAAGCUAAGUUGGUAAAAUUUUACUUACUACUUGUAAACAUUUGGCUCUGAGGAAAAACAUUAAAGGUAGAACUGCAGGAAAAAAUAUUAUAGUCUGACUUAUUUAAGCAAUAAAACUGUUAGUGACUAUUAUUCUAAGCUGCUUUACUUUUAUUAUUCCAAGUAUCUAUUGCUGGGACAUGUGAAAAAUCCUGUAUUCACUAUUUAAUGCAGAAAGACCAAUUCUGAAUUUUUUCUUAAAUUUAUUCAGUUACUUAUUGAAUGUCUACUGUUCUAGGCAUUCUACACAGCCAUGACUAAGUUAAACAGCAUGAGAUGCUUUUGGUUAGUUCAACAAAAAUGUUCUUUAAUAUUAUUUAACAUGAUUAAAUAUGCUUGUUAGUUCUUGAAAAGGGAACUCCCUUAAUAUAACUAACUAUUGUUACCUCACCAAGAGCUUUCCCUUCAGAUAGAGAGAAGAGGUAUUGUUAUCCCAUCUGGCUUAUCUUCUCUACAGAGAGGACCUUUCCUCUCCCACAUCCACCUGUGCACACUGUCUCCCUUCACAUAUACACUGAUCCUAUCUGAAACAAUUUACAAGUUGAUCUUAAAAAGGUGUUAACUGAUUUAGAAUUAACACGUGUACUCCACUAAACUUUUUUUUAAAGAUUUUAUUUAUUAAUGAGAGACCAGAGAGAGAGAGGUAGAGACACAGGGAGAGGGAGAAGCAGGCUCCAUGAAAGGAGUCCAAUGUGGGACUUGAUCCCUGGUCUCCAGGAUCCCGCCCUGGGCUGAAGGCAGUACUAAACCACUGAACCACCUGGGCUGCCCUCCAUUAAAUCUUUUGAGUCUAACAAACAAUUUUACAGGCUGUGUAAAACAAAUGGAAGGGCCAUAUAUUGGAAAGGCCGAAAUGGUCUUUAACACAACAUAAAAAUUUGACAAAAUGGGGUAUGGGAAGACAAUAAACUGGGGCCCAAAUAAGAAUGAUUCAUGUCACAAGAAGAAUUUUCAUUAAGCAAAAAUGGGCUUAACGUUUUCCCUCAAUAAACAGAUCACAAAUUCUUAGCUGAGAAUGCCACUCCCUGAAAAAUUAGUUCAAGAUUAAGGAAAUUUUAAUUAAUGAAAAACUAAGCUUAAAUGAAAACCCAGCCUCCAAACAUCAAAAGCAUUUUUAAAGGAGGUAAUUUCAUAAAGGACAAAGUCCUGAGGCAUCUGAGGAACCAGGGAGACUACCACUCUGAUUGACUUAAAGAGCACUAGGAGCAGAAACGACCACUUUAUUAAGUUACCAUCAAUUAUUUUGUGUAAGUAAAUAAGAUAAAGUAUUACCAAAAAUGAAUAAAAGAGGAUUUUUAAAAAGAUGUAUUUGUAUUACAAUCCAACUUUAGCAGGCAUGCCUAAAUUUCAAAUAUGCUAGGCUAUUUAUAACACUUAAUGUGUUAAAUAAGAUGCUCCUCGUUAGUGGUAUCAACUUAAAUUGAUAUGUGAGAAGAGUACAUGAAAAUAAAGUAUGAAAAAGAAUGAUUAAAUAUUGAUAAAGUCAUAUUAAAGUUUGUAUAUAAAAAUAUUCUUAAACUUUACAAACCACCAUUUCAUAAUUAAAUGAAUCUACAUAAUUCCUCAUUAAGUCACAAAUGGGAGCAUGCAAAAUGAGACUUGGUUUUUGCAUCCUGUAGUCUCUUCCAAAUGCUUAACAGAGAAAAAUACAACCAAAGAGAAAAAUAAACAUAUAUACUAAUUUUUAUUCAUUUCAGUUUUAAUACAUCCCAAGAGGUGAACGUGUAUGUACUGCAAUGAUGAUAAUCACAUUUCAGUUAAACAGUAAUGCACUGGUUUUGAAUAGCUGCCAGAAACCACAUUAGCUUUGGAAAAAACUGUUAUUUCCAAAACCAAGAAGAAAAUAUGCCUCUUAUUUUGUUCAUUAAGUUGAAGUUUCAGAAAACAAAAAAAUCUACUUUAAGGAAACUUCUGAAAAAUUUUAGUGUUUCACCAGCAAUGACUAAAAUUGACACUAGGAUUUUUAUGGUAGAAGACACAAUUUCUCAAUGUAUACACAAUGUAAUUAUUUUUUGCAGUAGGCAAACAGAAUUCUGUCAUGUAAAUUUUUUAAUGUUAACUUCUAAUUCCAUUUGAAAUAUUCUUCAAAGAAAAAGGAUAUUACCUUGUUGAAGGAAAAAGUUUCAAGAUACUAAUACCUAAUAUCAUUUAUAUAGACAGCUUUUAAUUAAUGAGUAAUCCAGUUUAUUCUCUGCUUUGCUUUUUUGUGGAAACAGGUAUGGCUAGAUAGGAAUGACAACACUAUUAACUGAAAUCCAGAUUUAAUAAAGUAAUAGAAUGUUUAAGGAAACAAUUUAAAACUGGAUCUCCGCUUUUUCUUUUCUUUUCUUUUUUUUUUUUUUUGGUUACUGUGAAUUAUUUGAUUUUAAUAGAAGAUUUUUUAAAAUUCCCAAAUGGGAUGAAAUACUUAGAAAGUCAUUCUUACUAGUGUUGACUGUUCUAAUCUUAUUAAGAGUCUCAACAAGCAAUACAAAGUUUAACAAAACAGCAUAAAAAUGAAGGACUCAUUGAAAAAUCAUCUCCAUUUCCUAGUUUAAUGAUGGAGAGCAAAGUAUUGCACUUUAUUAUUCAACACAAAAUAAUGUAGCCAACAGUAACAUACAGGUACACAAUUUAAUAUUUAUUAUAUGCAUUUUAUAUACAUUAUUUUUCAACAGCUGUACGUUUGCUAUGUGGUACAAUCUUAAAAAUUUGCUGAUUCAUAGUUUGUAAAACAAAAACCUUACAAAACUCAUCAAAACUCGCAAACUGAUCAGAAAAGUUUUUGGAAGACUAGAAAAAAUACUUUAUUGUCUUAAUCAUGCAUUACACAAACAAAAUCUUUAGUUACACCAUAAAAUUAAGCACAUCUGAAAAAAUAAAACAGGGAUAACUAGUCCAAACACAGCAAAUUUCUGUAUCCUGAUUCAACUAUUUUUGUAUCCUAUUUGUAAUGCAAAUAAAAUUUUACUCCAAAUAUUUUUAAA
Molecule: messenger RNA, 5435 nt
Organism: Canis lupus familiaris (dog)
Lineage: Eukaryota; Metazoa; Chordata; Mammalia; Carnivora; Canidae
Gene: COCH
Product: cochlin
Exons: 12
Coding region: 119-1774 (551 amino acids)
Source: RefSeq, a predicted model, not a curated record